AUGACUGGCGAACUUGUUACCAGUGAACAAACAUCAUUCGAUGUCUUGAUCGUUGGCGCCGGUAUAUCCGGAAUCAACGCUGCAUAUCGCUUGCAUCAGGCAUUUCCCCAGUAUCGAUAUGCAAUCUUAGAAGCCCGCGAUCGUAUCGGCGGCACUUGGGAUCUGUUCCGCUACCCAGGAAUCCGGUCCGACUCGGACCUCUACACCUUUGGCUUUUCAUGGUAUCCCUGGAACCGAUCAAAUCCCAUCGGAGAAGGAAAAGAUAUUUUGGCAUAUCUCAAUGAUGCUAUGACAACACACAACAUCAGUCCUCAUGUUCUUUUCCAACAUCGCGUGCUCUCCGUCGAAUGGGACCAACGAAGCUGGACGGUCAACAUUCAAUGCGAUGGCUCGCAAUUCCAAUAUACAGCGAAAUUCCUCAUUUUUGGAACCGGUUACUACGACUAUAAUGAGCCACUAGCCACCACGAUCCCCGGGAUUGAAAACUUCACGGGAGAAGUGAUUCGUCCCCAAUUCUGGCCCGAGGACUUUGAUUACGCGAACAAGACUAUUGUAAUCAUUGGAAGCGGUGCUACUGCCGUGACACUCGUUCCCAAACUCGCUGAAAAGGCCGAUCGGGUGACGAUGCUCCAGCGAAGUCCCACGUACCUUGCAUCAAUUACCAAUCGGUACUCGGGGGGUUGGUUAAGCCGCAUACUACCAACUACGAUCAACUACUACAUCAAUCGACUGAAACGUCUGGUCAUGGGUCGCUUGUUUUUCGCUUUCUGCACGGCAUAUCCGAAAGCCGCGAGGGGGAUGCUAGAAAAAGGGAUGAUGAAGGAGCUUCCACCUGGAGUUCCAUUGAGUCCACAUUUCAAGCCACGGUACAAUCCAUGGGAGCAAAGGCUCUGUGCCUGUCCGAAUGGUGACUUUUUUGCGGCCUUACGAUCUGGAAAAGCCCAUGUUGAGACUGGGUACAUCGAGACUGUUGACUCAGAUGGUAUUCAACUGAAAUCAGGCAAGAGGUUGUCCGCCGACACCAUCGUUACAGCGACGGGGCUCAAGCUGCAAUUCAUGGGUGGGAUCCCAAUCAUCGUGAAUGGAGAGAAGAUCGAUCUCUCAGAGAAACACAUGUGGAACGGCUUUAUGCUACAGGACCUGCCUAACGCAGCUCUUCUCCUUGGAUACACCAAUGCAUCUUGGACUCUUGGCGCGGAUGCAAGCAUGUCGUCUAUCUGUCGACUUCUCAAACUCAUGGAUCGCAAGGGCUAUUCCGUGGCUUGUCCUAAUCUGAAAGACUCGUCAAAGCUGGAACCCCGGCCGUUGCUGGAUCUUGCCUCGAAUUACAUCAAGCGUGCUCAGGGUGUGCCCAAGGCUGCGUCUCUGCGACCAUGGAUUGGCCGGACGGAUUACUUUUCUGAUCUAUGGUUUGCAACUUUCGGAAAUAUCACGAAUGGGUUGAAACUGAGUGCAUAG
This is a messenger RNA of Penicillium subrubescens, 1458 nucleotides long. RefSeq names its product flavin-containing monooxygenase. The coding region runs from base 1 to 1458 and encodes 485 amino acids. NCBI's taxonomy places the organism in Eukaryota, Fungi, Ascomycota, Eurotiomycetes, Eurotiales, Aspergillaceae. The transcript has a single exon. The record is from RefSeq and is a predicted model, not a curated record.